Molecule: messenger RNA, 2435 nt
Organism: Aphanomyces astaci
Lineage: Eukaryota; Oomycota; Saprolegniomycetes; Saprolegniales; Verrucalvaceae
Exons: 11
Coding region: 5-2368 (787 amino acids)
Cellular component (GO): intracellular anatomical structure
Molecular function (GO): ATP binding; RNA binding
Source: RefSeq, a predicted model, not a curated record
CGAAAUGCCGCGAUCACGCUCGAGAUCAAGUAGUCCGGAGCCGCGCCAUCGUCGGCAGCGAAGUCGAUCAAGAGACCGACCGCGUGGUUCUCGCUGCGAAGAUGACGAACAUCGUCAUAAGCAGCGCGACGACGUAGCAUCGACCAAGGAGGAGGAAGCUCUUCCACCUGCCGUCCUUGAUGCCGACGCCUUCCAGGCCCAACGAGCGUCGCUACCAGUGGGCCAAUUCAAGCAACACAUUCUGGACACCAUCGCCAGCAAUCAGAUUGUGGUGUGCAUUGGGGAAACCGGGUCGGGGAAAACGACACAGAUUCCGCAGUUCCUUCUCGAGGCUGGGUAUGCCACGUCCAAGCGCAUUGCGAUCACUCAACCUCGACGCGUGGCGACUGUCGCCGUUGCAAAGCGCGUGGGGGAAGAAUUGGAAGCGUCUGGCCUUUCUGUCCAUGCAGUCGGAUACACCAUUCGAUUCGAUGACCACACGAGCGCAAGCACAAAGAUCAAGUUCAUGACGGACGGCAUUCUCGUCCGGGAAUGUCUACAGGACCCGUUGCUGUCGUCGUACUCGAUCAUCAUGCUCGACGAAGCCCACGAGCGAAGCAUCCACACGGACAUCCUCUUUGGACUGCUGCAGUCCAUCUUGGCAAAGCGCAGCGACCUCAAGCUCCUCGUGACGUCGGCCACGCUGGACGCGGACAAGUUCUCGGCGUUUUUCCACAACUGCCCCGUGGUUCAGAUCCCCGGCCGGUCGUUUCCCGUCGACAUUUACCACUCCAAGCAGCAUCAGAUCAUGGGCAAGUCCGGGCCGCUGUCCACGUACAUUCAGUCGGCGGUGGACACGACCCUGCAGAUUCACAUGCACGAGCCCGACGGCCACAUUUUGGUGUUUCUGACAGGUCAAAAGGAAAUUGAAGACGCGUGUGCGCUGAUUCGCAAACGAUUGGAGCAACUAGCUGACGAACAACGCAAUUCGCUGCCGCAUAUGCUGGUACUGCCCCUCUACGGCGCUCUCUCCAGCGACAAGCAGCGGCGUAUUUUCAGUUCGUGUGGAGCCAGUCGCAAGGUGAUUGUGUGCACUAACAUUGCCGAGACGUCGCUGACCGUAGACGGCGUCAAGUACGUCGUCGACGCCGGCUUUACCAAGCAAAAGGUGUACAAUCCGAUGACGGGGAUGGAGUCGUUAGUUGUUUUGCCCAUCUCUCAGGUGUCGGCCCAACAACGAGCUGGUCGGGCAGGGCGCACGAGUGCUGGCAAGUGCUACCGCCUCUACUCCAAGAAAUCGUACGCGACUAUGUUCACAGAGACAAUCCCGGAGAUCCAACGUUCGAACCUGGCCAACACGAUUUUGUACCUCAAAGUACUCGGCAUCGACGACGUCGUCGGCUUUGGGUACUUGGACCCUCCCGACGAACAUGCCAUCUUGGAUGCGCUCCACCAGCUGUAUACGUUGGGUGCGCUGGACGAACGAGGCAACGUCACUGGUACGGGAACGGACAUGGCACAAUUCCCACUGGAACCCCGCUUGGCCCGGGUGUUGUUGGAAGCGAUGCGGUUGGAUUGUGCGGACGACAUCACUCGAGUGGUUGCGAUGUUGACUGUGGAGAAUGUGAUCGUGCCGUUCCAAGGCAAACAACGAGAUGGACCGACGCUGGAGCGCUUCCGACACGCCAAAGGCGACCACUUGACCUUGCUCCACCUGUUUCAAGAGUGGGAGGUGCAGUCGAAUCGGCCGCGGUGGUGUGACGACCAUGGGCUGCACAUGCGCGCAUUCCAAACGGCGUCCAACGUCCAGAAACAGCUCCAGGAGCUGGUCGACAAGGCCAUUCAGAUGUCGUCAUCCACCAAGAAGCAACCAGUCGACCCAGCCGUGGCCGUAGAAGCCAAGACCAUGGCACGCCUCGAUCGCGUUCGCUUAGCUGUGUGUGCGGGGUACUUUGAACAUGGCGCGCAAAAGUGCAUGAUGCAACCCGUGUAUCGAGUGCUCAUGCCGCCAACCCACGACGGCCACCAAGGGGCGCAGCUUGUGCACUUGCAUCCGUCGUCGGUCUUUCUCGACACGUCCCCGCCGCACACGUGUGUCUACCACGAAUUGGUCCACACUAGUCGAGCGUUCAUGCGGCAUGUGUUGGACGUGCAACUGUCGUGGCUCCAACUGUACCAGCCGGCCAAGCCACUGACGUUGAUUGAAUGCUAUGCAUUGACCAACCGACCUGUGCCUGCGCCCCCCACGCCCGCAGCCGCCCUCGAUGCCAGCCACCACGCCGAUGGACGAAGCAAACCGAACAAGACGAUGACAGAAAAGACCAGCCUCGAUGCAGUCGCCGCGGCCAAGGCGCGUUACCUGCAGCGCAAGAAGCUGCAGAAAGCAUAAAAUUCGCAUAACUACAGUAGGGUGGGGGGUCAUUCUAGGAAAUUUCAACAACUUUGUCGUAUGCCGC